Messenger RNA from Candida dubliniensis CD36, 1011 nucleotides. RefSeq lists its product as uncharacterized. Bases 1 to 1011 code for a protein of 336 amino acids. The record is from RefSeq and is a predicted model, not a curated record. Lineage: Eukaryota; Fungi; Ascomycota; Pichiomycetes; Serinales; Debaryomycetaceae. The transcript has a single exon.
AUGACAGUAAGAAAAGCCAGAACUGCUUCAUUUUAUAUUGAUAUUGAGAAGAAUGGAUUUCUAGAUGAUGAUGAUAUUGCUUACAAACAACAACUAGAGAAACAAUUACAAUUACACCAACAACGCGGUGGUGGUGGUGGUGGUGGUGGGAGUGGUAGUAAUGGGAAAGGAAGGAAAGGAGAAUCCAUAACUCUUACCAUAUUAGUGUUGUGUAUAUUAUCAUUAACAUAUUUCAUUUAUGGUUAUGGAUCAACUAUAUUAAUGAAUAACAAUUUACAAUUGGAUAAAUCAAUUUUACUUUCUUCAGGUUUAGGAUCACCCGAGAUCUCUAUAUUGACACAAGAAUUGAUUAAUAAUUAUGAUGAAAUGAAUAAUGGUGGUAUUGGAUUAAUGGUAUCUGAUGAAUUAAAAGAAGAAUUAAAACAACAACAACAAUAUUAUUCUCAACCAAAAGUAGCCAAUAUAUUACUGUCUAAUGAUGGUACUACCAAACAAGAAAAUCAAGGAUAUCCAGCAACUAAUAACAACAACCAAGAUAAUGAUAAUGAUAAUGAAGAUGAAGAUUACAAUAGAAAGACCCUUAACAACAUCAACGAAAUUAAUAGCAAGAUUAACAACAAUUUUGAAGAUGAUAAUGAUAAUGAUAAUGAUACUCAAAAUGGAAAUUAUAAUGAUGUUGAAACCAUUCAAGCCAAUCUUAAAGAAAUGUUUGCCAUUAGUCCUAUGGUUGUACUUUCUCCAACUAAUCAAAUUGAUGAAUUACAAACCAUUCUUACAAAAUUGAAUAUUAAUCCUCAACCAAAAUUUAUUAAUUUAUCUAAACAUCCUAAUUAUUUAAAUAUUAAACAAUAUUUAAAGAAAAUUUAUAAUAUUGAUGAAGAUGAUCAUAUUCCUAAAGUAUUUUUAGGUGGGAUUCCUAUUGGUGAUAGUAAUAAAAUUAUUGAAAUGUAUAAAGAGAAUCAAUUGAUUAGUCAUUUAAGAGAAAAGGGUCAAGGAUUAAUAAAUAUUUAA